This is a messenger RNA of Plectropomus leopardus (leopard coralgrouper), 4458 nucleotides long. It is a transcript of the gene polrmt, whose product is annotated as polymerase (RNA) mitochondrial (DNA directed). Gene Ontology annotation, molecular function: protein binding; DNA-directed RNA polymerase activity; mitochondrial promoter sequence-specific DNA binding. Lineage: Eukaryota; Metazoa; Chordata; Actinopteri; Perciformes; Serranidae. Gene Ontology annotation, cellular component: mitochondrial DNA-directed RNA polymerase complex. The record is from RefSeq and is a predicted model, not a curated record. Gene Ontology annotation, biological process: mitochondrial transcription.
CGGUUAUUACAUGUCAACAUGUCACUUCUCCGAGUAUGUGCCUUCGCUAAAUGUCUGAAUCGUCGCAGUUUAUUUGAAAAAUGUGCUGUUCGCGUGUCCCUGGUGAACCACUUUCAGCUGUGUUUGUCGUUAAGAAACGGAGCAGUUAGACGGAUAUCAGAGACACCCUUCAAGCUUCAAAGAAGAAAUGUUUCAUUCGUAAUCCCAAGGAGGGAAGAUGCAAAGAAACGUGUACUGGAACAGUCUCAGUUGUUAGACGUGCUUGAGGCCAGGAUCCAGCAGCUCCAAUCUGACACUGUUUUAAAUGUCCAACAUGCAAAGGUGCAAUUUGUUAAAGCCCCCUCCUCUGGAAAAGUGGUUUUAUCUGGUAAAGGUCCCAAAAGCACCCCUAAGGAGAAAACUGAUAUUCCUGAACCAGGACAUACUGUUGCUAAAGGAGCUUCUAAAUUUCAGCUGAGCCGCUGGAUGGAAAAAUUAACAAAGGAGGAGAAAAACAAUCUCAAAAUACAGCAGGGCCUCAAACAAAAAACUAAGACGAAUGCGAAGAAGAAAUGUGUGGACAAAUCUAAAGGUAGCAAAGGCAGCUUGACUCCCGGUACAUCACACAAAAUUAUAUCUACCAAAGCUAAAAAGACUAAACCCUUGACUGCAAAAAACAGAGGUCAAACUGAAUUGAGUGAUAAGAUUACUGCAGUUUCUCCGACACCACUUCCCAGUGCAGAAGGCCCAAAGCAGACUCUUGCUGAUGCUGAUGCUGAUGCUGAUGCAGAUGUUGAUGUUGAGGCCAUGGCCAAUGAGCUGGCUGAGGUGGAGGAGGCUGAGUUGAGGCUUGAUCAACAAGAAAGCCAGUGGGAAUCUUCAAGUGGACUGCAGCCUGUCAAGAAGCGCAAGAAGGGAACUGUGUGUGAGAACAUGCAGCUGAGCAUUCGCUGUUUCCUAGAGACUUGUGUGUUUGUUGGGGACAUUGAGAGGGCACACAGGGUCCUUCUCACCCAGCACAGAGCUUUGAGUCGACGUAAACAUCUGAACACAGACAUCAACAACAUCUUAAUGAGGAUGUGGGCCAAGAAGGGCUCAUUAAAUCCUCUUGGACGUAUAUUUAUUCUAAUAGAAGAAGCUGGUCUAAAGCCAAAUGCAGGAUCCUACUGUGCUGCCUUGGAGUGCAUGGGCCGCAAUCCCAGCUGUCCCCCAAGGGUCAUCACAAGGUGCCUAAAACAGAUGGAAGAGGAUGGCCUGUCUGUCGACGACCUGUUCAGCCAGUGUAUGUUCCGGCAAGAUGAGAGAGAAAUGGUGCUAAAGGCCGUGCACAACGUCCGGCCCGACUACCAGCCCAGCUUCAGCGCAGAAACAAAGCAGUACAUCCCAGCGCUUGUUCAGGACUUCUACACUCAGAGGGCAGACCACCAUUACCCUAAACUGGACUUCACUCGGGUGGAGCUUCAGGAGCGUUUCAAACAGCAGCUCAGGGUGGAGCAGGCCUGCAAUGUCACCAUUGACUCUGUGGAAGAUACCAAGCCAAUCACUGAGAACAUGGCGAAAAUGAGGAAGCUGCUGGCGGAUCAGAAGGCACAAUGGGAAAAGAUCCUCCUCCAGGUCCUGAAGGAGAGAAAAACAAUACUGGCCUUCAGCACCAACACCGCCAAGCGCAACGCGCUUAACAUGUAUCCCUACCUCUGUGUGCUGAAUGAUAGGGAGUAUGUUGACAUCAUGAUACAGAGUAUUGCCAAACUGCCUCCCAGUGGACUGUCACUGAAGGUUUUCGCCAGCGAUUUAGGCAACAGGGUCCACACCAAGUACUCGAUUCUGCAGAAACACCAGAACAAAACGUUAGAGAAGUUGGGCAACAUUUACAACACUUACACGGACCUGCUGGCCAAAGAUUCAAAGGAUUAUGCGCUUCUUCCCCGCGAGCAGUGGUGUAAGCUAGAGAUGGAGCAGAACUCGGGACCCAUGAUGCAUGGAGAAGAGAACAGCUGGCCAAACAUCAUUGCCAUGGAGCUGGGCACUUACAUGGUGGAUAUGAUGGUCAAGAGCCUCAAAAUUAACAGCGACAUCCUGAACCCGGCUAUGGACAAGAAGCUCAUCCCCAUCCUCUACCACAUGUACGCCUUCCGCAGCACACGGCAGAUCGGCUUCAUCAAACCUCACCCCAUCCUGACUCAGAUACAGCAGGAGGCCAUGGAGACCAAGUUGACCUUUGACUCCUAUGUGAUGCCGAUGCUGUGCCCUCCUUUGCCUUGGACCUCUGUCAAGUUCGGAUCCUACCUGCUGACACCCACCAAGCUGAUGCGCUCAGUGGAUGGGGCCACACAACACGAGGCAUUGUUGGAGAAAUGCCAGAACCUCGAUGCAGUCCUGGACUCUCUCAACCAGCUGGGCAACUGCGCCUGGAGGAUCAACAAACCAUUGUUGGAUAUUAUUAUUUCCAUCUUCAACGAUCGGGGUAGUGAGAAGCUUGAUAUCCCUCCUCCUCUGUCAGAGGCCCCCAAAAUACCCCACUUCAGUCUGCAAGAUCCUGAUUAUACCACUUCAGAGAAAGCCCUCAUGAAGAAGGAGAUGGCUACUGCCAGAAAGAAAUGCAAUGAGAUGCACAGCCUUCGUAUGUCCGCUCUUUAUAAACUCUCCAUCGCCAACCAAAUGCGGGAUAAGAUCAUCUGGUUCCCUCACAACAUGGACUUCCGGGGACGUACCUACCCCUGUCCUCCGUACUUUAAUCACCUAGGAAGUGAUGUCACGCGGGCUAUCCUUGUGUUUGCAGAGGGGAAGCCCCUUGGUCCAAAGGGACUGGACUGGCUAAAGAUCCACUUGGUCAAUCUGACAGGACUGAAAAAGAGGAGCUCACUAAACGGACGGCUGCAGUAUGCCAACACUAUCAUGACGGACAUCCUGGACUCUGCAGACAACCCCCUCAAUGGUAAAAAGUGGUGGAUGAAUGCAGAUGAGCCUUGGCAGGCUCUGGCCUGCUGCAUGGAGAUAGCCAACGCUGUGAGAUCUCCAGAUCCAACACAGUUCAUCUCUCAUUUUCCUGUUCACCAGGACGGCUCCUGUAAUGGUCUCCAGCACUACGCUGCUCUAGGCAAAGAUGUUAUUGGUGCCACAUCGGUCAACCUCGUGCCCUGUGACGUGCCCCAGGAUGUGUACAGCGGAGUAGCACAGCAGGUGGAGGAGUUCCGGGUGCAGGAUGACAGGAGCGGUGUACAGAUUGCUAAGGUCCUGAAGGGCUUCAUAAACCGGAAGGUCGUCAAACAGACGGUGAUGACUGUGGUGUACGGGGUCACACGCUACGGUGGACGCCUCCAGAUAGAGAAAAGACUGAAGGAGAUUGAUGAGUUCCCCAAGGAACAUGUAUGGGAUGCAUCUCAUUACCUGGUGCGCUUGGUGUUCAGUAGCUUAAAGGAGAUGUUUACGGGGACCAGAGAGAUCCAGGAUUGGCUGACAGAGAGCGCCAGGCUCAUCUCCAAGUCUGGCCACACUGUGGAGUGGGUGACACCCCUGGGUUUACCCAUAAUUCAACCCUACCACUGCAUACGCCACCAAGUGCUAAAGAGCAACAUGCAGUAUAUCAGCCUCGAGAUCAACUACGACAUCAAAGAGAGACCAGACACAGUUAAACAGAAGAAUGCCUUCCCGCCAAACUUCAUCCACUCGCUGGACUCCACACACAUGAUGCUGACUGCUCUCCACUGCUACAGUGCUGGCCUGACUUUCGUCUCAGUUCACGACUGUUUCUGGACCCACGCCCUCACUGUGGACAGCAUGAACAAGGUCUGUCGGGAGCAGUUUGUCGCCCUGCACAGUCAGCCGAUCCUUCAGGAGCUUUCCACCUUCCUGCAACAGAAAUACUGCAACAGACUCUUAACGGAGGGCAAGAACAAGAAGUACCAGGAGCACAGGAGGCUGCAGCAGCUGCUGGACAAUGUGCCCCAGACAGGUGAUUUUGAUCUCGAGCAGGUGAAAGAAUCCACUUACUUCUUCAGCUGAGAGACUCAUGAGGGCGAGCCAGCGGAGGGUGAUGAGUGGAAUUGACAGAGUGCAGCGGGGAGGCUGCAGGCCCCUGGGUCUCGCCUGGCUUGGUCUCCCUCAGACAUUGGGACAUUGAUCCAGCCGCGCCCUGCCUGCCUCCUGGUCCGCAGGCUGGCGGGAGCUGCUGGAGGCGUUAACUCACAGUGAACCCGCCUGAUUAACUGACUAUUGGGCUGAUGGAAGGGAGGGUGGGAUACUCAUCCGUGCAAAAUGAUGAUGGAAUCAGCACCAGAUGGGAAUGUUAAGACUUCAAUCAGUAAAAAGCACUUCUAAUAAUGGAUACUAAGGCUAUAUUCAGGUGUGUGUGUGCAUGCGCACACACGCGCAUGUGCGUGCGUGUACAUGAGCCAUACUGACUUCAUCACUCAGCAACACUUCGGCUGCUCAAAAAACUUUUCACCUUCACGGAGUGACUAAGCACCUGACAAUUGCUCU